AUUCCGCCUUUUGGAUUCGGUAGCGAGAAGUCAGCGGAUGUUCUGCGAAUCCAGGCCGGGUUUUCCGGCACUAAGACGGAACUAACCUCGAGCCGGAAGUCCCAGGACCUUUGCAGAGAAAGCAAGGGGGGUUGGGGGGGGGAGAAGACUCAGGAUAGGAAUGGCGGCUCAAAUUCCAAUUUUGGCCACCACGGCCGCUCCGGGGAUAUCCCGGAACAGCAAGAAGAGGCCAGCCAGUCCUUCCCACAACGGCAGCAGCGGCGGCGGGGGAUAUGGCCCGGGUAAGAAGAAAAGAGUGUCCGCCUCAAGCUUUGCACAGGGUAUCAGCAUGGAAGCCAUGAGUGAGAAUAAAAUGGUACCCUCUGACUUUAGCACAGGACCUAUGGAAAAAACUUCCAAACCUUUGCCAUUUAAGGAUCCCAACUUUGUGCACUCUGGCCAUGGUGGCGCAGUAGCUGGCAAGAAGAAUAGAACCUGGAAGAACCUGAAACAAAUCCUCGCUUCUGAAAGGGCAUUGCCGUGGCAACUGAAUGAUCCUAACUACUUCAGUAUUGAUGCUCCUCCAUCCUUCAAACCAGCUAAGAAGUAUUCUGAUGUUUCAGGUCUUCUUGCCAACUACACUGACCCGCAGAGCAAGCUGCGGUUUCGGAGGCUGCCCUCGGACGUUGUCACUGGCUACCUGGCCCUGCGGAAGGCCACAAGCAUCGUGCCCUGAGCCUUGAGAAGCGGCGAUGAAGUGGAAAACUUUCCAAGCCAGACUUGGACGCACAGUUUUGUUUCAUGGAAACGCUCAUUCUGCUGUCAGUCUGGAAAUGUCAGCGCUGGGCCUUGGAAAGAAUGUUUGGCUUUAAGGUGUGUGUUUUUUCUGUGUUUUCCCUCCAAGUGUGAUAUUUCCUGUUGAGUUAAAUUAUACUUCACUUGUUGCCUCAAGUAAAGUCAUUUGACAAGAAAA
Messenger RNA from Myotis davidii, 952 nucleotides. RefSeq names its product INO80 complex subunit C (gene INO80C). Bases 161 to 715 code for a protein of 184 amino acids. The transcript has 6 exons. Gene Ontology annotation, cellular component: Ino80 complex. The record is from RefSeq and is a predicted model, not a curated record. Lineage: Eukaryota; Metazoa; Chordata; Mammalia; Chiroptera; Vespertilionidae. Gene Ontology annotation, biological process: chromatin remodeling.